AUGGAAAAACUCUCUGCCCAGGAGACGAAUCCGCAACCGAUACCAAAGGAGCAGGUUGCAGACACCCAAGAUGGAUCACAACUCGAUGAAGAAAAGCUCAAGAACUUCUUCAUCGGGUCUAUUGAUCAAGGAACCACAAGUACGCGCUUCAUCAUCUUCGACGGGUUAGGCGAGCCUGUCGCACAACAUCAGAUUGAAUUCACCCAGAAAUAUCCCCAGUCAGGAUGGCACGAGCACGACCCGAAGGAAAUCAUCGCCUCGGUUGAAGAGUGCAUGGAACGAGCAACUUCAAUCUUUGUUGACAUGGAGCAUGAAAUUUCUGACAUCAAGGCCAUUGGCAUAACCAAUCAGCGUGAAACCACUGUGGUGUGGGACACUCAUACGGGCGAGCCAUUGUACAAUGCUAUUGCUUGGCCAGAUACGAGAACCAAGGGCUUGGUUCGCGAGCUCAAAGCCAGGGAUGGUGCGGAUAAACUGCAAGACAUGUGCGGGCUCCCGCUUUCGACAUAUCCCUCAUCGGUGAAGCUCAUGUGGCUGCUUCAACACGUUGAUGCGGUUAAAGAGGCAUACGAUGAAGGCCGCCUGUCAUUCGGCACAAUCGACACCUGGAUCCUGUACAAUCUCAAUGGAGGAAAGGAAAGAGAUCUUCACGUGACGGACACGACAAACGCCUCUAGAACUAUGUUUAUGAAUUUGCACACGGUGCAGUACGACGAUCAACUUCUAGAAUUUUUUGGGCUGGACCAAAAGAAGCUGAACCUUCCAAAAAUUGUUCCCUCGUCGUCACCGGACGCUUUCGGUUCCAUCCAGAAAGGAGAGUUAAAAGGCAUUCGGAUUGCAGGAUGCUUAGGGGAUCAGUCUUCUGCAUUGGUUGGCCAACAAGGCUUCACGCCUGGCGCCGCGAAAAACACUUAUGGCACCGGUUGCUUCUUGCUUUAUAAUGUUGGCGAGAAGCCAGUGAUAUCCCAUCAUGGCUUGCUGGCUACGGUUGCAUACGAUUUUGGCGGUAAGCGCAAGCCUGUGUAUGCGCUUGAGGGAAGUAUUGCUGUCGCUGGGAGUGGUGUAAAAUUCUUGAUGAACAACAUGGGCUUCAUAACUCACUCACACAAGAUCAGUGAUCUCGCAGCAAGUGUGCAAGACAACGGUGGAUGCGUCUUCGUCACUGCCUUCUCCGGGCUUUUCGCCCCGUACUGGAUUGAUGACGCCAAGGGCACCAUUUUCGGCAUCACUCAGUUUACUGAGCGGGGUCAUAUUGCUAGAGCGACCCUUGAGGCGACUUGCUUCCAGACGAAGGCUAUUCUUGACGCCAUGGAGAAGGACAGCGGCCACAAGCUUAACAUGCUUGCGGUAGACGGAGGCAUGUCGAACUCAAAUCUGUGCAUGCAGACUCAAGCAAACAUUAUUGGUAUUCCCGUCGAUCGACCAGCAAUGCGCGAGACAACUGCCCUUGGUGCUGCAAUCGCAGCUGGCUUCGCCGUUGAUGUGUGGAAAGAGUUUGACGAACUAAAAGAGAUCAACCAGAAAGAUCGAGUGAUCUUUGAACCAAACAUUAGCAGAGAGGAAGGUGCAAAAAUGUUCAAGAAGUGGGGCAGAGCAGUCGAAAUGUGCAGGGGUUGGCUCGACGCUGACGAGCAGAACGGCGAGUUUUCAUGA
This is a messenger RNA of Parastagonospora nodorum SN15, 1653 nucleotides long. RefSeq lists its product as hypothetical. Bases 1 to 1653 code for a protein of 550 amino acids. The record is from RefSeq and is a predicted model, not a curated record. NCBI's taxonomy places the organism in Eukaryota, Fungi, Ascomycota, Dothideomycetes, Pleosporales, Phaeosphaeriaceae. Gene Ontology annotation, molecular function: glycerol kinase activity. Gene Ontology annotation, biological process: glycerol metabolic process; glycerol-3-phosphate biosynthetic process; triglyceride metabolic process. Gene Ontology annotation, cellular component: mitochondrion. The transcript has 3 exons.